This is a messenger RNA of Aspergillus ruber CBS 135680, 1415 nucleotides long. Its product is annotated as pectate lyase family protein. NCBI's taxonomy places the organism in Eukaryota, Fungi, Ascomycota, Eurotiomycetes, Eurotiales, Aspergillaceae. The coding region runs from base 268 to 1242 and encodes 324 amino acids. The transcript is spliced from 4 exons. Gene Ontology annotation, molecular function: pectate lyase activity. The record is from RefSeq and is a predicted model, not a curated record.
AGAACAACUACAUUUAGAAAGUAUUAAUAUACCUGGAAUACAUCGAAAGUGUCGGUGAUUUACGAUCCUCUCGAGCGUUUCAUGCAGAUCGAUUUCUGUACCUGCCAAGAACAACAUGUUUUGACGCUUUGGCGCUGGGGGGAGUAUAAAGCUCUCUCCGGUCUCCGGGUUCUGUGCUAUCCAACAACCUUCGUUCACCCUCUUCAUUCUCUUUUAAUCCGUUUAUAUUCAAAUCAAAGUCUGGCACUUUGACUUCCCUUCGUUGUAAUGGCAAACUUCAAAUUCCUCGCAGCCCUCGCUACGGGCUACCUUGCUUCUCUCGCGCUGGCCGCUCCCACGGCCACCGUUAGCCAUGUCAAGCGUGCCAGCGUCAGUGAUGCUGCCUACGGCUACGCUAGCUUGAACGGCGGCACCACCGGUGGUGUUGGCGGUACUACCACGACCGUUUCGUCGUACGCAGAGUUCUCGUCCGCUGUUUCUGGUGAUGAUGCCAAGAUCAUCUAUGUGGAUGGUACUAUCAAGGAGAAGGCCGAUCAGAUCAAGGUUGGAAGCAACACGAGUAUCAUUGGAAAGGACUCGAAUGCCGUGCUUGAGGGCUUUGGACUUAUGAUCAAGGAAGCUUCCAACGUGAUCGUCCGGAACCUGGGCGUGAAGAAGGUUCUGGCUGACAACGGUGAUGCUCUCGCUGUCCAAAAAUCCAACAAUGUCUGGAUCGACCACUGCGACGUCUCUUCUGACCGUGACCACGACAAGGACUACUACGAUGGUCUCGUUGAUCUCACCCACGCCGCCGACUACGUGACCGUCUCCAACACCUUCAUCCACGACCACUGGAAGGCCUCUCUGGUCGGCCACUCGGACAGCAACGGCGACGAGGACAAGGGCCACCUCCGCAUCACCUUUGCCGACAACUACUGGUACAACCUGAACUCGCGCGGCCCGUCCUUCCGCUUCGGUACCGGCCACUUGUACAACAACUACUUCGAGGAGGUCAGCGACGGCAUCAACACCCGCCAGGGUGCGCAGUUGCUCGUCGAGUCGAACCAGUGGGUCAACGCCAAGAAGCCUUUGUACUCAACCGAUGACGGAUACGCGGUUGCGAAGGACAAUGACUUUGGCGAUGGCGAGAACUCUGCCAAGGAGGGUGACCUGACUAGCGUGCCGUAUGACUACGAACUUGUUGGAUCCGGAAAGGUCCGCGAUGCGGUCUAUGGUACCGCUGGUCAGACCCUCUCUUUCUAAGCGAGACACAACUGCGAGGUUACAUUCUUUUUAAAUGGGGCUUGUCGAUAGUUCUGCAGGACAGUUGAAUUCAUUGGAGUGAACUUUCUUUUUUUGCACUGUAACAUAUCUCAACACUUAAGACUGUUCUUGGUCUUCUUCGCCAGGAUCCCAGGUUGUGCCCAGAUUCAUAU